Messenger RNA from Myxocyprinus asiaticus (Chinese sucker), 3705 nucleotides. Its product is annotated as coiled-coil domain-containing protein 43-like. The record is from RefSeq and is a predicted model, not a curated record. The transcript has 5 exons. Lineage: Eukaryota; Metazoa; Chordata; Actinopteri; Cypriniformes; Catostomidae. The coding region runs from base 135 to 776 and encodes 213 amino acids.
AAUCGAGAAAUAAUCAAGUUCACACCUUAUAUUGUACUGAAAAGUAUUUUUCGUUUGAAUAUUUGUGUGCCGCAUUUCUGUCCGGCAUUCUACGCGAACAUUCCGCCUCACUAUCAGGACCUCAGCCAAGCAAGAUGGCUGCGUCCAACCGAAUCGCCGGGGAGUUUGAAAAUUGGCUGAACGAUCGGCUAGACUCGCUGGAAGUUGACCGAGAAGUUUAUGGAUUUUACAUACUCGGAGUGCUUCAGGAAGAGGAGAACGAUGAAGAGAAAUGGGAUGCUCUACAGGGCAUUCUCUCCGCUUUUCUGGAGGAAGACACGCUUGAGGAGGUUUGUCAGCAGAUCUUAAAACAGUGGACUGAGUGCUGCAGCAGAUCUAAAGCAAAGGGGAAUCAGGCAGAUGAUGAGGUUCAGGCCAUUGCCAGUAUGAUAGAGAAGCAGGCACAGAUUGUAGUCAAACAGAAGGAGGUGUCAGAGGAGGCCAGGAAAAGAAAAGAGGCUUUGCUAGCCCAGUAUGCUAAUGUCACGGAUGUGGAGGAUGAAGAUGAGGAGGAGGAGCAAACUGCUGUGGCAAUACCCAGCGAGAAAUCCCUUUUCAAAAACACCAACGUAGAGGAUGUUCUGAACCGUUGCAAGCAUCAGCGUGAGCAGGCCAAAGAGGACGCACAAAAGAAGAAGGAACAAGACAAGAUGCAACGUGAGAAAGACAAACUGGCCAAGCAGGACCGCAAGGACAAAGAGAAGAAACGCACACAGAAGGGAGAGCGCAAGAGAUAGAGAGGAAAUGCAUCCAAGAAAACUAUACAAUAAGGUUCUUUACAAAAGAGGUUGGGAGAAAAUAUAAUGCAACCUCAUCUGACGAUGUAUGCACCCAUAUCUCGGUCCAAUAUUGUUUACUGAAUGAUAAAAGAAGGUCUAAUGUGAAUUUUGUUGGCUUGUACAAAACCAAUUACAAACCAGCAACUGGGUGAAAACUGUAUCAAUUCAACCCAUUCAUUUAUUAGGGGUGAUGACUGCUGUGCUAAAUGUUUUAACAUUAACCAGCAGGUAACCAUACAUACUUGUUUCUAAAAUCAGCAUAAAACUGCUUUUUGCCUUGACAGACUUUCAGAUGUCCUGUGAACAUGUUUAUUUUUUUAUGAGAUAUUUUCUGCAGACUGCUUUUCAGUAGCACUCCAAUGAUUUUUAAUACACAGUAACCCACGACACGGGAAGCAUGCAGAAAAAAUAUUUAUUUAGCUCAAAAGCAUUUUCAAAGCAGCGUGAAACUAUUGGAAGCCUUCUUGUCAUGUUGCAAUAUAUGGAGAGGGCUCAGAGACAACCCAAAGACAGAGAAACAAUUUUGUGGGGGAAUAUAUCGACAUGUUUUUUGUACAGUUAAAUGUCCCACAAACAGCUCGUGGUGGAUGUUUGUGUCUCAGUUCUGUGGUUUAUUUUUAUGAUGUUAGCUUUGCAGGACAGUAAACGUGUCUGAUGUCCUAUUAGGCAAGUGAGAAGGGUGUGUGUGUGUGCAUGUACAUUUUAUAUAUAUAUAUAUAUAUAUAUAUAUAUAUAUAUAUAUAUAUAUAUAUAUAUAUAUAUAUAUAUAUACAAUUGACAACUGUUCAUUUGAAGCUGCUACAUAUUGUGCCAAUAACUUUUGCAUUCUCAUGUACUGUUGGGCUGCACUGUAAGCAAACUUAUCUUUAUAUCUAUAGUGGCUAAUAACUCAUAACAUCAGAUGAUUCAAGCCCUCUUUUAUUAGAGCUACAGUAUUUUAAAAUUUAGUAUGCUAAAGCAUCCCAAAAUUGGGACAAUAAAUUAGAGUUGUGUAAAUGAACAUUUGUGUUCACUGUUGACUGAUGUGACCAGAUAAAGACAGUCAAAAAAGUUAGAUUUGUAAUCAUCUACUCAGCCGCAUGUUCUUUCAAAUCUAUAUGCCUUUCUUUCUUACAUGGAACAAAUAUGGCAUAAAUGUUAGGCAUAAUGACAGCCUCGUCACCAUUCACUUUCACUGCAUAUUUUUUUUUUUCAUACAAGUGAAUGGUGACUGAGGCAAAUAUUCUGUCUAACUGUCAUUUGGUGUUCCUCGGAUGAAUGAAAGGCAUAUAGAUUUUAAAUAAAGUGGAUGAGUAAGUGAUUACAAUUACAUUUUUUUAAAUAAUAGAAUUUCAUUUUUGGGUGAACUAUGCCUUUAACAUGAGUCACGGAGAACGUAGUUUUGUUUUUAAACACUUUAAGGAACUUUAAAAGAGCAGUUUUUACAUGAUGUGUUAUACAGCAAAUGCAAAUAAAAACCGCAGCUAAAACUUUUUGAGUUGGUAAAUUAUCCGGUCCUGCCAGCCUAUCCCACAUUUUACAUCUGACCUGUAGAACUAGAAACCGCAGAAACUACACUAUGCUUGUCAAAUUUUCAGUGUCCCUCCUGAUUGCUUGAAAGCUGUUAAUCAUUUUGAUUAGAAGAUCUUUUAUACAUGCAAUAAGAGCUUGAAAUGGAGCUCUGACUCUAGAAUACUGGAGCAAUUGUUCAACAUUUUAAUUCCAUCUUUCCAAACAAUGCAUACAUAUAUCUCACCCUAUUAAAUGUUGUAAGGUUAAAUCUGACUAUCUACCAUGUCCAGGGGUGAAACAGGAGUAACUUCCAAAUUAUUUUAAUGCGUAAAAAAUCUGAUAGUUAGAUAACCUCUGCAAUAAUGUUUAAAGGGUUAGUUUGCCCAAAAAUGAAAAUUCUCUCAUCAUUUACUCAACCUUGUGCCACCCCAGAUGUGUUUGACUUUCUUCUGCUGAACAUAAUCAAAUAUUUUUUUUAAAGUAUAUCUCAGCUCUUUAGGUCCAUACAAUGCAAGUGAAUGGGUGCCAAAAUUUUGAGCUCCAAAAUCCACAUAAUGGCAAAAUAAAAGUACUGCAGAUGACUCUUGUGGUUAAAUCCAUAUAUUCUGAAGCGAUAUGAUAGGUGAUAAACAGAUCAAUAUUUAAGUCCUUUUUUCCCUUCCCAGUCAAUUUCCACUUUCACUUUCUCAUUCUUCUUCUGUUUUUGGUGAUUCACAUCCUUCUUGCAUAUCACCCCCUGAUGGGCAGGGAGGAGCAUGUAUGACAAAAAAAUGACUUAAAUGUUGAUCUGUUUCUCACCCACACAUAUCAUGUCUGAACACAUGGAUUUAACCACUGUCAUUUGAAUUACUUUUAUGCUCCCUUUAUGUGGAUUUUGGAGUUUCAAAAAUUUGGCACCGAUUCACUUGCAUUGUAUGGAUAGAAAAUCUUCAUUUUUGUUCUGCAGAAGAAAAAGUCAUACACAUCUGGGAUUGCAUGAGGGUGAGUAUAUCAUGAGAGAAUGUUCAUUUUUGGGUGACCUAUCCCUUUAUUGUACUGUAAGGUCUGAGCCUUGACCGAUUGACUAGAUAUUAGUGGGCUUUCAAGGGAAAAUGAAAGUUACUAGAUAAAUGCUUAGGAUGGAAUGAGAGUGAGAAAAAUGUUUACAAAUGGCUUUAAAAAAAUCAGCCAAUUAUUUUUUUUAGGAAAGUUGAUGACACAACUCUGUUAUAAACUACAAUAUUCCCAGUAAACAGUUUAAUAUUCAAAUGAGCUACAUAUUUACUGCAGCUCUACUGAAUGAUGUUUUUGCAAACGAUUCAUUUUAUACAGACCAGGGUCUGCUUUUUUAAUUAAUGUGCAUUUAUUAACAGUGUAUUUUGAAUCAAUAUUUAAGUAAAUAAACAGUAGUUUUACA